GCUCUGCCCGCGCAGGUUCGAAUCCUGCCGUUCACGCCUUUGCAUUCUAUUUUUAUUUUCUUGGUCCUGAAAUCAUUUUCCGUCUCCUUCUUCAUCAGUCCAUCUCAUUCUUCUUCAUUCCUUCUCCUUCUUUUGUUCUUCAUCUUCUUACCCUCGCAUAUCUUCUCUUCUCAGGCUGCUGUUUCGUUUGCUCUCUUCUUUCUCAGGCAACUCGAGGUUCCACUUCGCUGGGUCUUUCUAAGGGAAACGAGAAACCCCAAGUUCCAUGAGUAGCGAAUCCCUCCACCGUCGCUGUAAAUUGAAACGCCAAUCUCUACCCUUCCUCUUUUGUCACAUACAAGAAAUCUAAGUCUGUCUGUACAAUCCCUCACCACACCAUUAUUAUAUCCCCUCUGCAAAUCUUUUGUUUUAUUAGACCAAAUAGAUCGCAAAGGAGUUAAGAAAUGGGGGCUGGGCGAGAAGUAGCAAUAUCACUUGAUGGAGUGAGAGGCAAGAACGUGAUGCAGUUGAAGAAGCUUAACACAGCUCUCUUCCCUGUUCGUUACAACGAUAAGUACUACGCCGAUGCUCUCGCUUCUGGCGAAUUCACCAAGCUUGCAUAUUACAGUGACAUCUGUGUCGGAUCAAUUGCUUGCCGGCUGGAAAAGAAGGAAGGUGGGGCCAUCCGUGUGUACAUCAUGACAUUGGGUGUUUUAGCACCGUAUCGUGGGCUAGGAAUUGGUACAAGGCUAUUGAACCAUGUUCUUUAUCUCUGUUCGAAGCAAAACAUACCGGAAAUCUACUUGCAUGUUCAGACAAACAACGAAGAUGCCAUCAACUUCUAUAAGAAAUUUGGAUUUGAAAUCACAGAGACAAUCAAGAAGUAUUACACAAACAUUGACCCUCCCAGACUGCUUUGUACUUACAAAGCUCACCGCUACAUCACAAGCUAAGAAAUAACAAUUAAAAGCUGGUAAUGCUAUCUAGAGGAAUUGGUUAUUGUUAUCUUAGUGAAUUUGAUCAAUUCCUAUACUUGUGGGAAUUAUUUUGACAAUAAGGAUGCUGUGAUGCAUGAAUGACAUGAGAUAUGGCGUUAAUGAUGCCAGUUAUGAUUGGUUUUUAUCUUUUGAGCUGAAAUUUUGUUAGUCUUGUUCAACACUUCGUUGGUGAAUGUGACCAUUGCCGGUUAAUGUCAUUAAAUGAUUUUGUUGCUCCAGUAAAAUACAA
Molecule: messenger RNA, 1206 nt
Organism: Gossypium arboreum
Lineage: Eukaryota; Viridiplantae; Streptophyta; Magnoliopsida; Malvales; Malvaceae
Exons: 3
Coding region: 444-932 (162 amino acids)
Biological process (GO): mitotic sister chromatid cohesion
Cellular component (GO): NatA complex; cytoplasm
Molecular function (GO): N-acetyltransferase activity
Source: RefSeq, a predicted model, not a curated record